GAUAAAUACCAAAUAACCUUCAUCAAGUUCUUCAAAACAGAUUUGAUCAUUCUUUCUUCUUGAACCGCGUUUCAAGUCACCAUGUCUUCUUCCAAAUGGUCAGGAACAUUGAAAAGUAAAAGAAAAGCUGAUCUUCAGGAUAUCUGUAGACAGUUGAACAUCGAAUUCAGAACCGAUGCACUCAAAGCUGACCUCGAACAGAACAUUCAAAUCACUUUUCAACAAAAACCUCAUUUACAAUCUGAUCCUAGAUUUGAAGAAUUAAUCACUUCAUCUGUCAAUGCUAACACACUUAAUGGUACUCGUAACACUUCGCCCGAUUCAACAGCACCACGAGCUAGUAGUAGACGUUCUGUCACUAGUAAAGCUAAACCAGCCUCUCGAACUUCAGAAGAUCAAGACCAAGAUGAUGAUCUAGAUGAUGAACCACCAAAAAACAAUUCUAAGGCGGCUGCCCGUAGUUUACCUCGACGAAAGAGUUUGGUGGAUGGCUUACGUGAUAGCUUGCCUUCGAGUGAUCGGAUCACUAAGGCAGUCGGGGAAGCUGAGAAACAAGUCGAACACGCGAUUCAUCAUGCUUCUAGUACACUUGGUUCCUCACAAGUCACUAGACGGAUCAAACAGGCUAGUGGACAAGCCAUCAAUAAGGUGGAAGUUGUGAGCACGCAAGUAGCCGAG
Molecule: messenger RNA, 678 nt
Organism: Melampsora larici-populina 98AG31
Lineage: Eukaryota; Fungi; Basidiomycota; Pucciniomycetes; Pucciniales; Melampsoraceae
Exons: 3
Cellular component (GO): membrane
Source: RefSeq, a predicted model, not a curated record